AUGGAAGUAAUUCUUGGUGCAUUUGUUACUGUGUUGUUUGAAAAGCUGGCAUCUGCUGACUUGAUCAGGCUAGCUCGAUCAGCAGGUAUCUAUUCUGAACUCAACAAAUGGAACGGUAAAUUGUUGCAGAUCCAAGCUGUCCUUGUUGAUGCAGGCCACAAGCACUUAAGACAGACAUCUGUUCAGUUGUGGCUUAACAAGCUCCAACAUUUGGCCUAUGAAAUUGAUGAUGUACUCGAUGACUUGAGCACUGAAGCUGCACGACGCCAGAUGAAUGAAGCCAGUACCUGCACUACUAAGGUAUUGAACAUCAUUCCAACCAAAGUUCAUGCUUUUAAAUAUGGCCGUAAGAUGGCUUUUAAGCUGGAUGAGAUUACAUCCAAAAUGCAUGCUCUUGUUGAGGAGAAAAAUAUGUUGGGUUUGAUUGAUAAUGUUCAGAGAUCAGAUAGAAAACGAACUGAAGAAACUUCACUGGUUGAUAUACCCAGUGUAGUGGGUCGGGAAGGGGAUAAAGAGCUAUUGCUGGGGAGUCUGUUUGGAAACGAAUCAUGUAGUCGAAACUUCAAUGUCGUGUCCAUAGUUGGGCUGGGUGGGAUUGGCAAAACUACUCUUGCUCAAGUUUUGUACAAUGAAAAGAAAGUGAAAGAUCACUUUGAACUUAAGUCAUGGGUUUGUGUUUCUGAUGAGUUCAAUGUGUUUAGUAUUAGUAUGGCUAUUUUUAUAGAUGUUGGUGGGGUAGUCACGACUUUUAAAUCUCUAAAUCAGCUUCAAGUGGCGCUUUCAGAAAAACUCUCCAAUAAAAGGUUCCUGCUCGUUCUAGACGAUGUCUGGAAUGAAGACAAAACUCAGUGGGAACUCCUCCAACGCCCUUUUUGUGUUGGGGCACCUGGAAGUAAAAUUAUUGUCACAACACGGAAGAAUAAGGUUGCAACAGUUGUAGACUCCACUCAAGCUUACCCUUUAGAGAUUUUGUCAAGUGAGAAAGCUUUAUGUUUGCUUGCUCAAAAUGCCUUCGGUGAACUGAACUUUGAUUUACAUCCAACAUUUAAAUUGCAUGGUGAAGGUAUCGUGAAUAAAUGUGGAAGACUGCCUUUGGCUUUAAUAACAAUUGGAAGGGUGUUGAGAUCAAAAACAAACUAUGAAGAAUGGGAGGACUUGUUGAAUUGUGAGAUUUGGAAUAUACUCAAUGAAGGUAAUAUUCUUCCGGCCCUAAGGCUAAGCUACUAUGAUCUCCCUCCACAUCUGAAGCAAAUGUUUGCUUAUUGCUGCUUAUUCCCCAAAGAUUACAUGUUUGACACGGAUGAACUUGUCCUGCUUUGGAUGGCAGAAGGGUUCUUGCACAAGUCAAAUGGUGACAUUUCAAUGGAGAAGUAUGGCCAUCAGUGCUUUAGAGAGCUAGAGUCAAGGUCGUUUUUCCAGCAUUCAACUAGUGAUAAAUCACGAUACACAAUGCAUGACCUCAUUAGUGACUUGGCAAUGAAUGUUGCUGGAGAGUUUUUUUAUAUUUUAGGUGAUAAGAUGGACGUUGACGACGGAAUGGAAGUUUUGGAGAAGUUCCACCACUUUUCUUUUGUUCGUCAACGAUAUGGACUAUACAAAACGUUCAAGGCAUUACAGAGGGCUCAACGCUUGAGAACAUUCUUAGCAAUGUCGGUUGAGACUGCUGGUUGGCAGGCUUUCUUCAUAUCCAACAAGGUUCUCAUUGAAAUACUUCCGAGGCUAUCAUUCUUAAGGGUGCUAAGCCUAGCUAAGUAUGAAAUCAGUGAGGUACCACAGUCUAUUGGCGGUCUCAGACAUUUGCGGUACCUCAAUUUUUCUGAUACUGCCAUCACAUGUUUACCUGAACAAGUCGGUGAUGACCUGUACAAUCUACAGAGCUUGUUGCUUUCUGGUUGUACAAAGUUAUUAAGGCUACCAAACAGUCUCGUAAAGCUUAUAAACCUUCGGCACCUCAAUUCUUCUAGAACUGGCAUCACAUAUUUACCGGAACAAGUCGGUAACUUGUACAAUCUACAGAGCUUGUUACUUUCUGGUUGUCAACGGUUGUCUAGCUUGCCAGACAGUCUCAUAAAGCUUAUAAACCUGCAACAUCUUGAGAUCACAGAUACUCCAAGGUUGAAAGAGUUGCCCAUGGGGAUUGUUGGAUUGACCGGUCUACGAACUCUAUCCAAAGUUAUUAUUGGAGAUGCUAAUGGGUUCAAAAUAUCCCAUCUUAAGGACCUACAUCAUCUUCAAUGCCGGCUUACCAUUGAAGGACUGCAUAAAGUGACAAAUUCAACUGAUGCAAAGGCUGCCAACUUACAGCAAAAGAAGGGUAUUUGUGAUUUGGAGAUGGACUGGAGUGACGUCUUUGAUGAUUCCCGGAAUGAGUUGAUUGAGUCGGAAGUGCUUGAAGAACUAAAACCUUUUAAGAAGUCGACCAACAUCAAGAUAUCGAACUACAUGGGAACAAAAUUUCCUAGUUGGCUUGGGGAUCCUACAUAUGAUUGCUUAACCCAGAUUACGUUACGUGGCUGUAGAAAUUGUAUUUGCUUACCAACACUUGGACAUCUACCAUCACUUCAAAAGCUGUUUGUUGAAAGCAUGAAUGGUUUCAAGAAGGCGGGUUCAGAAUUUCUUGGAGCUGUAAAUGGUAAUGCAUUUCCAUCACUUGAAAUUUUGGAAUUUAAGGAUAUGGAGAUUUGGGAGGAAUGGUCAACUAUAAAUGUUGGUGGCAAAGAUAGAACUGCCACAUCAUUUCCUUGUCUUAGUGAGAUUUCUAUUAUAAAUUGUCCAAAACUGGGUGUAUUGGAAAUUGAGCCAAUACAUUUACUUCGGGUUUUAUAUGUAGAAAGAUGUUCAGCAGUGGUGUUAAGAAGCAUGAUCGGUGUGUCCUCAACAAUUACUAGAUUGACAGUGAAAGAAGUUAAUGGACUUACUACCCAUCUAGAUGGAGAAGUAUUAGAGCAUCUGAGGGCAAUUGAAUAUCUAAAGAUUUCAGGGUGCGACGAACUCACAUACUUGUGGGAAUCAGAAGUUGAAGCAUGCAAAAUUCUUGUGAAUUUACAGGAGUUAGAAGUAGAAGGGUGUAAGAACUUGGUAAGAUUGGGAGAGGAAAAGGUGAAUAUGGUUAUUCACAUGGAAUCUCUUAGAAAUGCAUGUCUAAGUAAUUGUAACAGAUUGGAGAGUUACCAUUGUGGUUCGCAUAGUAUUGAGAGGCUGGAGAUAUUAGGUUGUGGUUCUAUAAAAUCGUUGACCUUUCCAGUAGUGGAUGAUCAUGACGUGCCAUUCACUAUUAACAGUCUUGGAAUUUGGAAAUGUAAGGAUGUAGAGGGGAAUUGGCUUCUCAGUAAGUUCUUGUCAUCACUUACAUCUCUUACCAUUUCGCGAUUGUCAAAUCUAAGGUUGUUACCUGAAGGGUACUUACUUCAUCUCAAGCACUUGAGAAUUAUGAAAUGUGAAAACAUAGAAUCCAUUCCAGAGAAAGGUUAUGGUUUUCUUCCCCAUCUUUGCCUGAGAUCUCUUUGGAUCAUUGGGUGCAAGAACAUAAACGCAUUUCCACAUGAGCAAUUGCAACGGCUCACAUCUUUGGAAGACAUGUAUAUAGAGGAUUGUCCAAGCAUGGACAACUCCUUUCCUUGUGGUUUAUGGCCUCCUAAUUUAAAAAUGUUAACAAUAGGGGGAUUAAAGAGUCGGAUGUCAGAGUGGGGCCGGAUGCAGAAUUUCCCAAACUCACUUGUUCAAUUAUGGUUACAUGGUGAAAAUUCAGGAGUGGUUUCAUUUGCAAAUGCAGAAGAUAAAAGCACCUGCAAUACUACUUCCUCAUCCUCAUGUUCUUUCUUACUUCCAUCAUCUCUAACUUCUCUAUUCAUGAGAAAUUUUAAGGAAUUGGAAACAGUUUCAAAAGGAAUGCAACACCUCACCUCCCUUGGUCAUCUUUUUAUCGAUAACUGCCGGAAGCUAAGAGAUCUGCCAGAGACACUACUCCCUUCUCUUUCAUGUUUGGAAGUGUAUUCUCUUUCUAGUGAACUGAGAAAAAAGUGUAGUGGUGAUGCAAGAAGAAGAAAAGGGAAGUACUGGCCUAUCAUCUCCCAAAUUCCUGAUCAUUAUAUCGGCUUAUAUCAAAAUCAAAAGUGA
This is a messenger RNA of Erigeron canadensis, 4116 nucleotides long. Its product is annotated as putative disease resistance RPP13-like protein 1. The transcript has a single exon. Gene Ontology annotation, biological process: defense response to other organism. Gene Ontology annotation, molecular function: ADP binding. Lineage: Eukaryota; Viridiplantae; Streptophyta; Magnoliopsida; Asterales; Asteraceae. Bases 1 to 4116 code for a protein of 1371 amino acids. The record is from RefSeq and is a predicted model, not a curated record.